Molecule: messenger RNA, 1728 nt
Organism: Fonsecaea multimorphosa CBS 102226
Lineage: Eukaryota; Fungi; Ascomycota; Eurotiomycetes; Chaetothyriales; Herpotrichiellaceae
Exons: 1
Coding region: 1-1728 (575 amino acids)
Biological process (GO): regulation of DNA-templated transcription
Molecular function (GO): zinc ion binding; DNA-binding transcription factor activity, RNA polymerase II-specific
Source: RefSeq, a predicted model, not a curated record
AUGCCAGAUACAUCCCGACCUGGUAGAAAGAAGCGCUGGCACCAUAAAGACUUCAACGGGUGCAUGAAGUGCAAACAGAGGCGCGUCAAGUGUGGGUUGGAAAAGCCAGCCUGUCUCAGAUGCCAAAAGCUGGGAGUUCUCUGCCCGGGCUAUCGGCCAUUACAGAUCCGGAUUUUUGAGCUCACACGCCGGCGCGACGAUUUCCAGUGCGAAGAGGACGUGGCCAACUUUGAUUACUUCGUCGAAUCCGGAUCAAAGAUUGUGGCCCUGUCUCAGACAACCUCUCAACCCUUCUGGUCAAGAUUCGUCCUCCAACUGGCCGAGACCAAUGCGAUUAUCAAGCACGGACUGAUCGCCUUGGGCGCUCUUCUACGGCCUCUACAUGCAAUCCCUUCCUCUCAGAAGUAUGACACUAUUUGCCCACCGCAAGCUGCUACGAAGCAUUCAGCAGCAAUGUAUCAGUUGAAGUCAGCAGCCUUGGGCGCUCUACCGCCAGAAGCGGCCAUAGCAUGUUGUCUCGUCUCCGCCGAGCUUGAUAGAUGGACGGAGAAAAGCACCUCUCCUGUCCUUCAAAUCAUGUUAGCAUACCGUCUCCUGGAAGGGAGAAGCAGGGCAAAUGCAGCGGCACCAAGCACGACCAAAGACGAUUGCCAGCAACUAUUCGAGCCUAUGGUUGAUGAAUUACUCGUCGAUGCGUGCAGUAGUGCCGACAACUUUCCGACCCUGACUUCUGGGCUAAUGUCCAACUAUCAGCUUGCCAGUGGCCUCAACAGGGUCGAGUCCAUCACAACUUACAUGGACGCCCUUCAUAGUGUUGCGUCUCUGCUGAAAGCGGCUUUCCGUUCAACUUGCCCCUACAUCGUUGCCACCGCUGCUGAGAUGGAUAAGAUUUCCCUGACCAUGGACACCCUCGGUCACAAAUUGCAGCAUUUUCAUGCUGUUGGUGAGGUGCCGGUGGAAUAUCAACUUCUCCAAGUCCACCAUCAAGUUGCCCGGAUCAUGUUCUACACACUGGGCAGGGACGAUGAAUGGAUAUACGAUGCUUUCCUGCCGAAUUUUGCAUCCAUCGUCGAACAAAUGCAACAUAUCACGUCAUCUUUGAAAAUGAUGAGAGCACAAUCUGCCAUCGCACCGACUUUGGGCUUGAUCCCCCCGCUGUUCCUGGUGGCGACGAAGUGCCGCCACCCCGAAGUUCGGCAGAAAGCGUUGCACCUCCUCCAUGGCGUGCUGCGGAGUGAAAGAGGCUGGACGAGCUGUAUGUCGGCUGCGAUCAGUCAGUUUGUGAUCCGAGAAGAAACAAAAGAAGGAGAAGAGCAACCCCAGCCCUGCGCCGGGACACUACAGAAUCACCCCGACAAUCUGUAUGGAAACUCUCUCCCUGAGCGGCGCCCUCGGAGGAGAAUCAGACUCGACGAAGUGGAAUUCUCCAGCCGUGAAAACAAGAUCUACCUCGCCUACACCGUCUACUCCUCCAAUCCCAACAACUCGCCGGGGUCAAAGCGCAUCGCAAGCAUACCAUAUCUGUCUCACCCGUCACUCGAGACCAACAACAGCACGACGACAUGCCAAAUGUCAAGAAAAGUCCUACGACACUGCGGAUAUACAGGCGUUGUUUUGUUCUCGCCACAGAUUGAAUGUCACUGCGUCGUUCGAAGCGAUAGCAGCCCUUCGGUGAGGAACAGAGUGGAUGAAGUCAGACUUCAGGAUCUAUGGCACCGAAUCGUUUGA